Protopolystoma xenopodis is the source of this 609-nucleotide messenger RNA. The record is from the annotation of a GenBank genome assembly. NCBI's taxonomy places the organism in Eukaryota, Metazoa, Platyhelminthes, Monogenea, Polystomatidea, Polystomatidae.
AUGAGCGAGCACGGCGCCAUCGCCAGCUCGGCCGGGCCUUCGGCGAGUCACUCAUGCGUGUCGGAGGCGCCCAUUGCUCAACUGCGUCGCGGUCAGGCGUUCACGGUCGAGUUGAACGAGUCGGCCGGCGCCGCGUGUUCGGCCACGCCGAGCGUGUCGACCGGCAGGUCGGACACGCAUCAACGCCGCCGAGUGUUACAGCCGACCUCGGACGUCGACCUGUCGCGGCUGGACGCGAAGCGACACCAACUGAACGACGUCAACUCGAGUCCGGCGCGUCGGGCCAGUCUUGCGUUGAGUCAGUGCGUGCCGACGCGGUUGCGUCAGAGUCUGGCCGAGCGAGAGCGCAGGACGCAGCUGAGGCUGGAGCAGUUGCGUCGUCAGAACGGUCGAAUGCACGCGAAGCCGGCCACGACGACGACGAUGACGACGACGACGACGCCGACUCGCAUGACUGCGCAACCCUCUUCUCGAGCCGACAAGGUAGGCCGAGUGCGCAGACGCUCGCAAGAGUUUACAUUGUCCAUUUCCUUCACAUCUUCUUCUUGUUCUUUAGCUCGAGCCAGUUCGCAGAAAUCUCCAAUCCACUCACCGGCUCCGAGUGGCCUC